Molecule: messenger RNA, 4112 nt
Organism: Mercenaria mercenaria
Lineage: Eukaryota; Metazoa; Mollusca; Bivalvia; Venerida; Veneridae
Product: caprin-1-like
Exons: 12
Coding region: 48-2078 (676 amino acids)
Cellular component (GO): cytoplasm
Molecular function (GO): RNA binding
Source: RefSeq, a predicted model, not a curated record
AAAGAUAUUUUCGGAAACACGUGAAUGUUGUUCGUUGCUGUUGAAGAAUGCCCUCUGCCUCUACAAAAGUUGAGAUUCCGGCCUCUUCGGAGGCCCUCGACCCUUUUAAAAGGGUCCUUACAGUCGUCGAUAAGAAAGUCCGUAAUUUGGAAAAACGUAAGUUGAAACUUGACACGUUGAAGCAGAAGAAGGACUCUGGUGCAGACCUUGAAAAGGACCAACAGGUUGCAGUAGACCGGUAUGGAGAAGUUAUACAGAAUCUGGAGUUUGCCCGUGACCUCCAGAAACAGUUCCAGGCCAUCAGUGCAGAUGUGGAGAAGUUGUUGAAGAAACAAGCAAAGCGAGGAAAGUCUGAGAAGCAGUUGCAGGAAGUGAAACGAGUCAAGGAAGUUCUGCAGUUACAAGGUCUCCUUGACAACCUAGGCUCAGAAAAAGUGCGGCAAGACUUUCAGACAGGAAAACAUGGAGCCAUUGUGUUAACGGAAGAAAAUCUGGAUCAGUUAGACGAAUUGUACAAAAUGAUCAGUCCAACCAGAGAUGGCGAGACAGAUUACCUAGAGUCAUUGUCCGAGGCAUCAGAACAUAUUGUAUGUCUGCUAGAUGCCAAGGAUAAACCCGUUGUUGGAACUACAUCAUACAAGGAACUGAAAGAAUUACUGGAUCUGAUCUCACAGUGCGGUUAUUUUGAGAAGGCACAGGCUACAGAAGAAGGGGUAAAGGAAGGAGGUGAUGCCGAGUUUGAGGUUGUAGAACACACAGAUGUGCCCGCACCCGACUCUGAGGAAGUCCAGUCAUCAUUACCGCCAGAAGUACCGGCCGAAGAUACAGAAACUGAACCCGUCGCAACAGGACAACAAAUAAUGAACAAUGACACCUUAAAUACACAGCCACAGGUAAUCACAGCGCAAGCAGAUGUAUUCUUCAACACACCAGUAUCGUCUCAGACGGUAGAACAACAGCAAGCCGAGCUUGCAGCCCUCUCACAGCAGCAGAGACGUCCAUUCCAGGAAAUUGUCUCCUCCGUUCAGGGAAACUUUAACUUUCUGCAGGAAUCUACCAUUGAGGUGGAGGCUAAAAGAGAAUUCUCCCCACACAUGGAUCCUGCAGUUGUUGCAGCCCAUCCUAUGCCUCAGUCCCAACAGCCUCUCGGACGACCCCCAUCAAACCAGACACCAGACUCGUCCAGUCUACCACAGACAGGCUUCAGCAGUGCAUCAACGUUCGCGGAACAACAGUCAGCAUUUGGUGAUCAACAGUCACUGGACUCUGAAUUAUCAGUUAGCAAAGUUACCCAUGGAGGGUCAGUUGAUAAAAGUGUUUACUCACAAGCUAAUGUGGCUCCGUCACAGGACUUCUCAGGCUCUGCAUUCACACAGAGCAAUUUAUCUCAUUCUUUACAAACUGACAGUUUGUUUUCGGGCACAGUGUCAGCCGGUGAUUCAAAUACAGGAAACAGGGGCAUGAUGGGUAAAGGAGAAACUACAUCACAUACACAGUAUGAAAUUCCACCACAAUUACCUAUGCCGCCUGGUCAUGAACAGUCAGCUCAGGAUAACCAGCAGCAGUCGGAUCCGGAGAAGAAAGAUUUCCCAAUGAAUCCCAAUGCAACAGAAUUCCAGUCCCUUAUUUAUAAUCAAUCAGGCGAGGAAGCCGAGUCUGGCAAUAAAUCAUCUAAUGAUGGCUUUCAAGGUGGCACAUAUUCCAACAGUGGUUACAGUCAAGGUCCAAGAGAACAGCGGGGUGGUCGAGGAGGUUUCCGGGGUGGCAGAGGUGGGAACCGUGGUGGUAACAUGAGUAAUGGUUACAGCAGAGGUGGCAGAGGUAAUUACCAAGGCUAUCCACCCAGAGAUAACUACCGACCUGAUGGUUUCCAAGGAGGCUACAGCGGAAGCAACUACAAUAAUGGAGGAUUCCAGAAACGUGGAGAUAGUGGGCGCGGGGGAUCAUCUAGAGGUGGUAAUCGAGGAGGUGGACAGCGUGGCGGAUUCAAUCGUGGAGGUGGUGGUGGUGGUAGAGGUUCUGCUAGAGGAACAGGUCAAGGGUUUGGGCGCCCCAACUUCAACCAGCAGCAGCAGUAGAAGUGUGAAUAGACAUCAGUGGCUUGAUUGCAGUGUUUCGGACACUUGGUCAACAUUAGAAUGAUCUUUUGAAAAACACAUCAUAUGUGCUAUUGUUUUUAUCAACAACUGAAGUUUGUCAUGUGCUUUGCUAUACAUCACAUUUUCAUUUCUGUUUCAAAUUGCACCCACUUUAUUUGCAUUAUUUUCAUGUUUUGAAAAAAUUAUGUAGAUACAAGUCUGUUUUUGUAUUCAUUCUUUUCUGUUUACUGUAAGUAACUGUUUUACUAAUCUGUUUGUUUGCUGUUUCAUUUCGUUUCCAUGACGUUCAGUUUCAAAUAUGUUCCGUCUUGUAAAGUUCCUGCUGAGCUUCAGUUUCAAAAGUGCUAUAAAAAUCAUAGUUACAUUGUUGCUUAAAACACUGUUUUCAAGCCAACUUUUUCCUUUUUGUGCAAGUUUUUACGACUUGUGUAGAGGCAUUGAGCAUUGUGUGAACAAUUUAAACGUGUGAAAUCUGCCUUAUACCAGUAUAUAAAGCGAGCGAAUGUGUAGGUGUGUAGAGCACUUUUCAACAGCAAUGUACAAGGUAAUUUGUGAGAAGAUCUGAUUGGCUAGUCACAAAUUUUAUCAUUCAAGGUCGACAAGUCGGACCACUUUGUCAAUAGAGGGGCAUUAUGGUCUUAAAUCGAUCGACAAUCAUCAUUAUCAUCAUCAUCAUCAUUUAAACACCAAAUGGUCGUCACAUUAAAACGUUCCAUAAUUUUCACUUUAUAAACUGGUAUAAAGCUUGAAUGUGCAGUAUGCAAGUUAAUCACCUAAAAGUGCAAAUUUCAUUGGACACUACCAUAAGUUACUCAUGUUUUCUAUAGUUCCAGCAAUUUCCACUGCUUACAAUCUUUCAUUUCAGGAAUCCAAUACAAGACCGAGAUUAAAUGUUUAAAACAUCUUAGUUUAUAAUGCUGAUAAAUUACCGUAUUUAACUGAAUAAUACGCACCUUUGCACAAAACGCCAAUUAAAUUUUUGUUAGUUAAUUUUUAUCGUUGCGUUUUUGUUCAUAAAUGAUAAAAAUAAAAUCCAAAAAUGAUACAAAAUGACACUGAAAGUAUUUCAAGUAAGAUGUGGGGGGAAAAAAUCCUGAUGAAGGCGUAAGCGCCGAAACGUUGAUAAAAGAUCAAUAUUCGCAUGUCGUCGUUGAAUUUUACCAUCGUAUAGUAAGAUUUGGCUAAUAAUUAAAUAACGCUAGCGGUGAUCAGUUGGUCUUGUGUUGUAUUUCGCUGAACUGCCAGCUAUGACUUGUGUUGUGCUAAUCAACUUCUAAUGUAAACAUUACAAGUGGGUUUUUUUUUUUUGGUUUUUUAAAAAAAAACUUGUGUUUGUGUACCUUUUUUUGGAGGGAAAAAAUAGUGUGAAUGAAUGUUUAUGGAUUUUAGUUAGUCAAAUAUCUUUGCAGCAUUUUUUUUUUACCAGGUGAUUUUAUCUAAUAUGAUGCACAAAAGGUUUUUACGUGUCGUUGAUUUGUACUGACACGUAAAAAGCACUAUAGAAUCUGGUAUAGUUUGUUUCAAAAUUUGUAACAAAAAAAUCUCAGGAGUUGAAGAGAAAUAAAAUUUAUCUUAUUGCAACUUCUGAACAAAAAAAUAGAAAUAUUUGUUAAAAAAUCAGUUAAUAGAAUGUGUUGCGUGGAUUCAAUACCUCUUGAAAAAUUGCCAGUCUUCAGUCUCAAACACAUCUUUUUAGAUUUAUGAAAUGUAAUUUGUGUUUCAGAUAUUCCAAAAAUAUUCAUUGUAUUAAUAGAGGUGAACAAAAUAAACUGUUAGAACUUCAAAAUUGCAGUUUUAUACUCUGAAAUGACUGGUAAUUGGUUUGACAUGUAUUGAAGUCAAGACUAUCGACGUUGAAAAGAAAUAAAAGCAAAAGUUUCUAUUAGUUUUCACAGCUAAUUUGAAAGAUUUUUGUAUUCUGCACAACUGUUGUUUCAUCAUUUGGUAGAAUAAGGCAGUAUUGUGAGGCAAAAGUUGUCACAUUUAUAUAAAGAUAAAUCUUGUGAUGGCAUA